This is a messenger RNA of Manis pentadactyla (Chinese pangolin), 2593 nucleotides long. It is a transcript of the gene P3H1, whose product is annotated as prolyl 3-hydroxylase 1. The record is from RefSeq and is a predicted model, not a curated record. Gene Ontology annotation, biological process: collagen metabolic process. Gene Ontology annotation, molecular function: iron ion binding; protein binding; procollagen-proline 3-dioxygenase activity. Bases 57 to 2264 code for a protein of 735 amino acids. Gene Ontology annotation, cellular component: endoplasmic reticulum. Lineage: Eukaryota; Metazoa; Chordata; Mammalia; Pholidota; Manidae. The transcript is spliced from 15 exons.
UGGGACUCCGGCCUCGGUGGCGGGUGGCGAGCGAUCCCGUUAGGUCUGGGGAGGCCAUGGCCGCACGCGCGUUGAGGCUACUCACCAUACAGCUGGCCGUCGCCGCCGCUGCUUGCCGGGCCGAGGUCGAGACCGAGGCGGGAUGGGACAUAGCGGCGCCUGACCUGCUCUUCGCAGAGGGGACCGCGGCCUACGCGCGCGGGGACUGGGCCGGGGUGGUACUGAGCAUGGAGCGGGCGCUGCGGUCGCGGGCCGCCCUGCGCGCCCUCCGCCUGCGCUGCCGCACCCGGUGCGCCGCCGACCUCCCCUGGGAGCUGGACCCCAACUCGCCCCCGAGCCUGGCUCAGGCUUCGGGUGCCGCCCUGUACGACCUGCGCUUCUUCGGGGGCCUCCUGCGGCGCGCCGCCUGCUUGCGCCGCUGCCUCGGGCCGCCAGCUGCCCACUCGCUCAGCGAGGAGCUGGAAUUGGAGUUCCGAAAGCGGAGCCCCUACAACUACCUGCAGGUCGCCUACUUCAAGAUAAACAAGUUGGAGAAAGCCGUGGCAGCAGCACACACCUUCUUCGUGGGCAAUCCUGAGCACAUGGAGAUGCGCCAGAACCUAGACUAUUACCAAACCAUGUCUGGGGUGAAGGAGGUCGACUUCAGGGAUCUCGAGGCCAAACCCCAUAUGCACGAGUUUCGGCUGGGAGUGCGGCUGUACUCGGAGGAGCAGCCUAUGGAGGCCGUACCCCACCUGGAGGCAGCACUGCGAGGGUACUUUGUGGCAGACGAGGAGUGCCGAGCACUCUGCGAGGGGCCCUAUGACUAUGAUGGCUACAACUACCUCGAGUACAACGCUGACCUCUUCCAGGCCAUCACAGACCAUUACAUCCAGGUCCUCAGCUGUAAACAGAACUGUGUCACCGAGCUUGCUUCCCACCCAAGUAGAGAGAAGCCCUUUGAAGACUUCCUCCCAUCUCAUUAUAAUUAUCUGCAGUUUGCCUACUAUAACAUUGGGAAUUAUACACAGGCUGUAGAGUGUGCCAAGACCUACCUCCUCUUCUUCCCUGAUGAUGAGGUGAUGAACCAGAAUCUGGCCUACUAUACAGCCAUGCUGGGAGAAGAACAAGCCAGAGCCAUUGGCCCCCAUGAGCGUGCCCAGGAGUACCGACAGCGGAGCCUGCUGGAGAAAGGGCUGCUUUUCUUCGCUUACGACGUCUUUGGCAUUCCCUUUGUUGAUCCGGAUUCAUGGACUCCAGCAGAGGUGAUUCCCAAGAGAUUGCAAGAGAAACAAAAGUCAGAACGAGAAACAGCUGCCCGCAUCUCCCAGGAGAUUGGAGACCUCAUGAAGGAGAUUGAGACCCUUGUGGAGGAGAAGACCAAGGAGUCACUGGAUGUGAGCAGGCUGACCCGGGAAGGUGGCCCCCUGCUCUACGAAGGUAUCAGUCUCACCAUGAACUCCAGAGUCUUGAAUGGUUCCCAGCGGGUGGUGAUGGACGGCGUCAUCUCUGACGAUGAGUGCCUGGAGCUGCAGAGACUGACCAACGCAGCAGCAACUUCAGGAGACGGCUACCGGGGUCAAACCUCCCCACACACCCCCAGCGAGAAGUUCUAUGGCGUCACUGUCUUCAAAGCCCUCAAGCUGGGACAGGAAGGGAAAGUUCCUCUGCAGAGCGCCCACCUGUACUACAAUGUGACGGAGAAGGUGCGGCGCGUCAUGGAGUCCUACUUCCGCCUGGACGCCCCCCUGUACUUCUCCUACUCCCACCUGGUGUGCCGCACUGCGAUUGAAGAGGCACAGGCUGAGAGGAAGGACAGUAGCCACCCUGUCCACGUGGACAACUGCAUCCUGAACGCGGAGGCCCUCGUGUGCAUCAAGGAGCCCCCUGCCUACACUUUCCGGGACUACAGCGCCAUUCUCUAUCUAAACGGAGACUUCGAUGGAGGAGACUUCUAUUUCACUGAGCUAGAUGCUAAGACCGUGACGGCAGAGGUGCAGCCCCAGUGUGGAAGGGCGGUGGGCUUCUCUUCGGGCACGGAAAACCCGCACGGAGUGAAGGCCGUCACCAGGGGGCAGCGCUGUGCCAUCGCCCUGUGGUUCACCUUGGACGCCCGACACAGCGAGCGGGACAGGGUGCAGGCAGACGACCUAGUGAAGAUGCUCUUCAGCCCAGAAGAGAUAGUCCUCCCCCAGGAGCAGCCCCAGGAAGGCCAAGAGGUCCCCACACAACCGGGAGAGGAGCCUCUGUCUGGCAGCACAUCAGGGCACAAGGAUGAGCUCUGACAGUGUCCAGCUCACUGUGGGCAGGUGACCUGACCCACCAGGAGGACCCCUGGCCUGCACCCUGGACUGGCCAGCCCCGGGCUGUGGAGCAGAAGAGAACCUGCAUCUGCUGCUCAGCUGAGGGGACCUUGCCCACAGCCCUCUGCACGGUGCUACUGCUCUCAGAGUGGACAUGGCAGGAUGACCCUCUCCCCUCUGGACUUGGGUGAGGGCUCAGGACACAGGCCCAGAGCCACCCCUGGGGCCCUGCACAGGCAGCCGCGUGACAACACUACAGUAUUUAAGUGUCUGUGUAGACAACCAAAGAAUAAAUGAUUCAUGUUUUUUUA